Messenger RNA from Penicillium oxalicum, 1113 nucleotides. Its product is annotated as DSD1 family PLP-dependent enzyme. The record is from RefSeq and is a predicted model, not a curated record. Gene Ontology annotation, molecular function: D-serine ammonia-lyase activity. Gene Ontology annotation, biological process: D-serine catabolic process. The transcript has a single exon. Bases 1 to 1113 code for a protein of 370 amino acids. NCBI's taxonomy places the organism in Eukaryota, Fungi, Ascomycota, Eurotiomycetes, Eurotiales, Aspergillaceae.
AUGAAGCCUCCACAAAUCGGCGAUCUGAUCGCCCAGAUCGACACCCCAUCCAUGAUCGUCGACCUCGACCUCAUGGAAUCCAACAUCCACAAACUCAUGACCAAACUGCUCCCCACCGGCCGAGACAUUCGCCCCCAUCUGAAAACCACCAAGAGCGCCAUUCUAGCCGCCAAACUAGUCCAGGCCGGCGCAAAGGGCGGCUGUGUCGCCAAAGUCAGCGAGGCUGAAGCCAUUGCCGCCGCGGGCUUCACCGAUUUACACAUCACGUCUCCGAUCGUGGGGCCCGUCAAAGUGGCAAGAUUAGUCGAGUUGUUUGACAAGUAUCGCGAGAUUCGAAUCGUGGUGGAUUCGGAAGCGGGCGCCGCGGCGAUCAACGACGCCCUAGAGUCGUCGGGGAUCGAGGAGCCGAUUCUGACUUUGAUCGAUGUGGAUGUGGGAUUGCAUCGGACUGGGGUGAAACCCGGGGAGGCGGCGAUGAAGUUGGUUCGGUUUGUGGGUGGGUUGAAACAGCUGAAGAUUGUGGGAGUUCAGGGGUACGAAGGACAUCUGCAGCAUUUGCAUGAUGCUCGGGAGCGAGAAGCACAGUGUUUGGAAUCGAUGCGCAUUCUUACCGAGACGGCUGAAGCUUUUCGUCAAGCAGGGUUUUGUAUGGACGUUGUGACCACGGGAGGCACCGGCACGGCCGAGACUUGUGCUUCAGUUCCCGGGGUGACUGAGUUGCAACCGGGGUCGUUUAUCUUUAUGGAUACUGAUUACCGUGAUGCGGUGGGUACGUUCUACGCGAAUAGUCUGACGAUUUUGUCGACGGUGAUUAGUGUCCAGGGUCCUCGGGCUGUGACCAUCGAUGCGGGAUUGAAGUCGUUGUCGACGGAUAGUGGAAUGUCCGAGUGCCGGGAUUCACGAUACAAAUAUCAUGAGUUUGGAGACGAGCAGGGCUCGUUGAAAUGGGAGGAUGAAGGAGGGAGUGUGCCAGCUCUGGCGGUGGGUGAUCGCGUGGAGAUUAUCCCGAGUCAUAUCGACCCGACGGUGAAUUUGCAUGAUGUGUAUUAUGCACAUCGGAGAGGGGUGAUUGAGGAGAUUUGGUCCGUGGAUUCGAGGGGAAAGGUUCAAUAA